Lasiodiplodia theobromae is the source of this 624-nucleotide messenger RNA. RefSeq lists its product as uncharacterized. Lineage: Eukaryota; Fungi; Ascomycota; Dothideomycetes; Botryosphaeriales; Botryosphaeriaceae. The transcript has a single exon. The record is from RefSeq and is a predicted model, not a curated record. Bases 1 to 624 code for a protein of 207 amino acids.
AUGUGUCCACCUUCCCAGGAUAAGCGCAACCGCCACAGAAACCGCAACAAGCGCAAGGAGACGAAGAUGCGUAUGAGCAACUAUAUCGACGAUGCCAAGCUUAGCACCGUCAGCGCCGCUUACGAGCUCUAUGGUUGUGCUAUCAAGGCCAUCCUAUCCACUCCUGACGGCUACAUCAUCGAAUGGGACCACGAUAGCGUCUGCGCCACGCUCCAUGCCGUCAGCAUCAGCUACUUGCCUGACAGCACUCUUACCAUCACAGCAACCUUCCUCGAUAGUGACGGCUUCUUAUCUUACGCCAUGCUUCAGGCUGUCAGCGUCAGAUACGAGCCGAAUGGUGACACUACUCUCGCGACAACGUUCACAACUCCUGGCUGGUUUAUUCGCAGCCCGAUCAUCAAUAUACCCCACCAACAACAGACUGGAAGUUUCGAGGGAGAGUCAAACGAGCCGAUCCAGCAUGCGCACCCAUACAAAUCGGAGAUUGACAAGAUCGAGAAGUUGGCCCAGAAGGCGGAGGCUCUUGGAGAUAUGGUAGAGAAGGAGUCGGCGCAACUGAGGGACAAUGCGGCGAGACUGUUGAAGUUGUUCAAGCCAUCUAAGCUCAGAGAAGAAGAAGAGUGA